ACGCGCGUUUAAACAUUCUUAAAUAGAAACCCAAAAAAGCCGAAGCGAAUCACUUCGAAGUUGUGCAUUUUUCCGAAUCGCAGGGAAAGCCAGAGAGGCCGAGAGAGAGAGAGAGAGAAGGUUCGAGAAACAGAAGGGAAAGAGAGAUUCUUUGACGCGAUGGCUGGCUCGUGGAGAGCUCGCGGGUCUCUGAUCGUGCUUGCGAUCGUUUCGUUCGGUUGUCUUUUUGCAAUUUCCAUUGCUAAAGAGGAAGCUACCAAGUUGGGAACAGUCAUUGGGAUAGAUCUUGGAACAACUUAUUCCUGUGUCGGUGUUUAUAAGAAUGGUCAUGUUGAAAUCAUAGCCAAUGACCAAGGAAACCGUAUUACCCCAUCAUGGGUUGCUUUCACUGACAGUGAGAGGCUGAUCGGUGAGGCUGCAAAGAACCAGGCAGCUGUCAACGCCGAGAGAACCAUCUUUGACGUUAAGAGACUUAUCGGAAGAAAGUUUGAUGACAAAGAGGUCCAGAAGGACAUGAAGCUUUUUCCUUACAAGAUUGUGAAUAAGGAUGGCAAGCCUUACAUUCAAGUGAAGAUCAAGGAUGGUGAGACCAAGGUGUUCAGCCCUGAGGAGAUCAGUGCUAUGGUUCUUCUUAAGAUGAAGGAAACAGCGGAAGCUUUUCUUGGGAAGAAGAUCAAGGAUGCUGUUGUCACAGUUCCUGCUUACUUCAAUGAUGCUCAGAGGCAGGCUACCAAGGAUGCUGGCGUCAUUGCCGGCCUGAAUGUUGCCAGGAUUAUUAAUGAGCCAACUGCUGCUGCAAUCGCUUAUGGUUUGGACAAGAAAGGUGGGGAAAAGAAUAUUCUUGUCUUUGAUCUUGGUGGUGGAACAUUUGAUGUCAGUAUUUUGACAAUUGACAAUGGAGUCUUUGAGGUGCUUGCCACAAAUGGUGACACUCAUUUGGGAGGUGAGGAUUUUGAUCAGAGGAUCAUGGAUUACUUCAUCAAAUUGAUCAAGAAAAAGCAUGGAAAGGAUAUUAGCAAGGAUAGCAGAGCUAUCGGGAAGUUGAGGAGAGAAGCUGAGCGUGCCAAGAGAGCUCUCAGUAGCCAGCACCAAGUCCGUGUGGAGAUUGAAUCACUUUUUGAUGGAAUAGACUUUUCUGAACCAUUGACCCGAGCUCGUUUUGAAGAGUUGAACAAUGAUUUGUUCAGAAAGACCAUGGGACCCGUGAAGAAGGCUAUGGAAGAUGCUGGAUUGGAGAAAAGCCAAAUCGAUGAGAUUGUUCUUGUUGGUGGAAGCACUAGGAUUCCAAAGGUCCAACAGCUUCUUAAGGACUACUUUGAUGGAAAGGAGCCAAACAAGGGUGUGAACCCUGAUGAGGCAGUCGCUUAUGGUGCUGCAGUACAAGGCAGCAUCUUGAGUGGAGAGGGUGGUGAAGAAACCAAAGAUAUCCUUCUUCUGGAUGUUGCUCCUUUGACCCUUGGUAUUGAAACUGUUGGUGGAGUGAUGACCAAGUUGAUUCCAAGAAACACUGUUAUCCCAACCAAGAAGUCACAGGUUUUCACUACCUAUCAGGAUCAGCAGACAACAGUCUCUAUUCAGGUCUUUGAGGGUGAAAGGAGUCUGACUAAGGAUUGCAGAAAUCUUGGUAAAUUCGAUCUUACUGGAAUUCCGCCAGCCCCAAGGGGUACACCACAAAUUGAAGUGACUUUCGAAGUCGAUGCAAAUGGUAUCCUGAAUGUGAAGGCAGAAGACAAGGGCACCGGGAAAUCAGAGAAGAUCACCAUCACAAACGACAAGGGUCGAUUGAGCCAAGAGGAAAUUGAACGCAUGGUUCGCGAGGCAGAAGAGUUUGCAGAAGAAGAUAAGAAGGUGAAGGAAAAGAUCGAUGCACGUAACAGCCUCGAGACCUAUGUCUACAACAUGAAGAACCAGGUCAAUGACAAAGACAAGCUUGCUGACAAGCUCGAGUCCGACGAGAAGGAAAAGAUUGAGACCGCGGUGAAAGAGGCUCUUGAAUGGCUGGAUGACAACCAGAGCGCCGAGAAAGAGGACUACGAAGAGAAGCUCAAGGAGGUGGAAGCUGUUUGCAACCCUAUCAUCACGGCAGUGUACCAGAGGUCAGGUGGUGCCCCAGGCGGUGGUGAAUCAGCAGAAGAUGAUGAUUCACAUGAUGAACUUUAAAUAAAUUUUUAGCUUUUUUUUUUUUUUUUUUUUUCUUUUUGUUUGAUCACUGCUUAUAAAGCAGUAGAAAAAUGAGGACAUAGGUUUUUAGGGCAAGCAGACUUUACUGUAAUUUUCGUGAUUGGAUAGAAGCUUGAGGGGGAAUAAAUUUCCCCCCUUCACUGGUUCUCUUUUUGGAGGUGAAGAUACAGUUUCGGGAGAUCUUAAUUUUUUCUGUACUCUGUAAUUUUUGUUUGCUUUUAUUAUUAGAACUUUUCCUUAUAAGUUAA
Ziziphus jujuba (common jujube) is the source of this 2429-nucleotide messenger RNA. RefSeq names its product endoplasmic reticulum chaperone BiP. The record is from RefSeq and is a predicted model, not a curated record. Gene Ontology annotation, cellular component: endoplasmic reticulum lumen; cytoplasm; nucleus. The coding region runs from base 160 to 2160 and encodes 666 amino acids. Gene Ontology annotation, biological process: endoplasmic reticulum unfolded protein response; cellular response to unfolded protein; protein refolding. Gene Ontology annotation, molecular function: ATP binding; ATP hydrolysis activity; misfolded protein binding. The transcript has 8 exons. NCBI's taxonomy places the organism in Eukaryota, Viridiplantae, Streptophyta, Magnoliopsida, Rosales, Rhamnaceae.